AUGGAACAUAAAAGAAAAAAAUUAUCUGGAAGUCAAUACAAAAAGAAACGCCUAAAGAAUGAGGAACAAGAAAGAAAGCUCAGCAAUGUAAUAAAGAAAUUCUUAGUACAAAAGUGCGGUUUAGAUGAGCCAUCCACAUCAGCAGCAACUGAUUUGGCAAAUAACAACACAGUGCCGCCCCAAUCACUUCCAGAAGAAGUUGUUGAAGAGAGCCAAAUACUAACACCAUCAGAUCUUCAUGAACAGCCGGGCAGCACAUCCACGUCAACUGCGACUGCCUUGGAUUUGGCAAAUAAAAACACAGUGCCGCCCCAAUCAAUUCCAGAAAAAAUUGUCGAAGAGAUCCAAAAAAUAACAUCAUCAGAAGUUCAUCAAGAACCGGGCCGCAUUAGCAGUGGCAGUCAGCAGGUAUUAAAAGAAAUUCCUUCAGAUCCUGCAUUAUGGCUUACUUUCUGCAUGUCAUCUCAAACUCGUCAACUACUGGUUGAGAGGGGUCCCCAUCAAAUUAAAGAAUUCGAGUUUCCUAUUAAUAAAGGAAAGCGUAGAUUUUUGCCCUCGUAUUAUUCGAAAGUGUUGAGCAAUGGUGAAGUCGUUGAGAGAAGUUGGCUUAUUAACUCUAUUGCAAGUGAUGCCGUUUUUUGCUUUUGUUGUAUAUUAUUUGAUAAUUCGUCUGAUAUUAGUGACUGGCCCAAAAAAAGCUAUUCUGACUGGAAAAAUCUUAUAAGAGCCCUCACAAUGCACGAAAAGUUUGUAAAUCACAGAAAUGCUUUUAGAGCAUGGAAAGAAUUGGACAUUCGAUCGAAGCAGAAAAAAACUAUUGACGCUGAAUAUCAACGAAUUAUGGAUAUGGAACUUCAGCAUUGGAGAGGAGUUAUAAAAAGAAUUAUGUCAAUAAUUAAACUAUUGGCCUCACAAUGUUUAGCUUUUCGUUGA
Hydra vulgaris (swiftwater hydra) is the source of this 933-nucleotide messenger RNA. Its product is annotated as zinc finger MYM-type protein 5-like. The record is from RefSeq and is a predicted model, not a curated record. Lineage: Eukaryota; Metazoa; Cnidaria; Hydrozoa; Anthoathecata; Hydridae.